CAUGUGUGUGAAACUUCCUAGUGCCUUACAUUACGCUAGCUAACUCUGCCUCUGGGAGCCAGUCGAGCGAGGGAACGCGCUACGGGCCGUAAAUAGACGAAAGCUGUUCAUUGUGCAGCGCUUCUGAUCGAUCCGGACCCAGCCCUACAUCGCUGCUUAACGUGUCGGCGCACAGACCAUGGACAUGCCUCCGCCGCCGCCGCGGGCGCCCCCAGCAGCCAAACCACAACAACCCGAGGACGACCUCUCCUGGGCGGUCACGCCGCCGCCGCCCUUCCACUCCUUGGAACACUUCAAGGACGGAUCAUUAGCCGGCACGACGACCCUCGACAAAAAAGUAAUCACCGUAGGCCGCGACGCGGACGCGGACCUGACGAUCCUCCACCCGACAGCUAGUAGAAGGCACGCAUCUCUGGUAAAUGGAGCGGACCGCCAGCUCUUCCUGGUUGCAAAAGACACGCGCUACGGGACGACGCUCAACGGCCAGACGUGUGCACCCGGUGCAAAGCUCAGACUUGAAAACGGCGCCCAGAUCCGCUUCGCGCUGUCGUCGAGAACGUACGUCGUGCGCCUCGCGACGGCCCGGGAUCCCUCACAAACGCCGCUCGCCGAGGCCGCGCUACCGACUUCCUUCGGCCGCCGCGAGAAGGUCGCACAGCCGAAGCCGGACAACCACCAAAAACGAAAAGCCGACGGCGACGCCGACGCCGCGCGCCAGGCCCUCGCGGAGCGGCGCGCGAAGCGCAAGGCCGAGAUCGACGCGAUGACGCGGGACAUGGUCUCGUCGACACCAUCGUAUAAUGCGCCCGUCGUCGCCGAAGAGGAACCGGUAGAGGAGGAGGAACCGGAAGAGGAGGCGACCGACGCCGACGCCGUCGCCGCGCUGACGAAGCGCUGGCAGCUGCCGGUGUCUCACGAGGCGCGGUUGCAGCCCGCCUCCAAGGCCGUCUCGGCCAUCGCGAGCGACCCGGCGGGCGGCCGCGUCAUCGUGGGUUCUCUAGACUACAAGGUGCGGUUAUAUGAUUUUGGUGGCAUGGACCGGAGGCAUCGGCCGUUCCGGGAAAUAGAGCCGGACGAAGGGCAUCCCAUCGUGGCAUUGUCGUACUCGCCGACGGGCGAUCGGUUUCUGUGCUGCACCGGGUCGGCGCAACCGAAGAUCUUCCAGAGGGACGGCCAGCACCUACUGACGUUCAAUAGGGGAGACCCGUACGUGACGGACAUGGCGCGGACGACGGGCCACGUGACGAUCGUGACGGGCGGCCAGUGGCACCCGCACGAGAAGAUGCAGUGCUUGACUUCUGGGAUGGAUGGGUCUUUGAGAAUAUGGGAUCUCUGUGGAAAGACCGGUCUGAGAGAUUUCCUGUUAUGUGACCAUACGAUACGAGUGAGAGACAAAGGAGCGAGAAAAGUAGCCGCCACGGCGUGUUGCUAUUCGCCCGACGGCCGAAAAGUCGCGUGCGGCGCCGCCGACGGCUCGGUGCAGAUUUGGCAGCUGAAGGGCCGAGCCCACAAUUACCUGCGGCCGGACGCGUGUGCGAGAACAGCACACAGACCGUCGACGGACGCUUCGGGAGCGGUCGUUUCUUGUGUCCAGUUCUCGCCCGACGGUCGUUCAAUAGCGUCGAGGGCGGACGACGGCUUCAUCAGAGUCUGGGACGUGCGCAAAUUGUCCAAGUCGCAACCGGUCUGCGAGUUCGCUGGGAUAGAGCCGCGCGGGCUGACGGCGAACCUGGCCUGGCGGCCCGACGGCGCCGUGCUGUGUGCCGGCGCCGCAGGUGCUUCUAAGAACGACCCCGGGCGCCUCAGUUUCUUCUCGGUCGGCGGUGAUGCCCACGAGGUGCAUAGAGAUGCGGGCGGCUACCGUCCUUUGGUCUCGUUAGGAGGGUGCGCGAAAGGCGCUGACGUUUGUGUAUUAUGGCACGAGCGCAUAAGACACGUCUUCGUGGGCGGUUCUGAUGGAUCUGUGAGAGCAUUAUAUGAUCCAGCAUUGUCGAAGAACGGCGCCUUACUCAGUGUAAAGCGCGACCACGCGCCGCGCAAGUUCUUGACGAGCGACACGUCGCACGUCGACGCUUCGUCAAUAGUGAAUCCCAAUGCUUUGCCGAUGUACCGCAACGACGACGCGUUUCGAUCUAGAGGCCGCUACGCGAAGACGCGCAACUCGCAGACGCUGUCCAAGAAGCCGGACCCGCCGCUGGCGCAGGGCCAGCAGGGCCGCAACGAGGGCGCGCGCACGACGUUCUGCCAGACGUUCCUCGAGAACGAGCUCGCGCAGGGGCCCGGCAACAUCCGCAACGAGGACCCGCGCGAGGCGCUGCUCAAGUACGCGAACGAGGAACCCAUAUUUAGGACGAAUGCGACGUUCUACCGGGAUAGUGGAGGCGCGCGGCGCGACCUCGCGCAAGACACGCUCGAGGCGGCCGAAUCCAAAUUCGUCGAGGACCAGAAGCAGCUCAUGGACCGGAACCCAUCUCGUGUGAUUCGGGACGCACGGAAGAAGCCUGAUGGGAAGCAGGGGGGGAGCUAGGACUUUCCUUGUCAAUGUCUACUCACACCGGGGCGCGCCCGGCUCUCCGCGUUUAGGAACCCCCGCGCGAUAGCUGCGGACACCAAACAAUGCUUACAAACUUGAACCGUGACACGCGCG
Pelagomonas calceolata is the source of this 2647-nucleotide messenger RNA. The record is from the annotation of a GenBank genome assembly. Lineage: Eukaryota; Pelagophyceae; Pelagomonadales; Pelagomonadaceae.